Drosophila ananassae is the source of this 1377-nucleotide messenger RNA. RefSeq names its product flocculation protein FLO11. The record is from RefSeq and is a predicted model, not a curated record. Lineage: Eukaryota; Metazoa; Arthropoda; Insecta; Diptera; Drosophilidae. The transcript has 2 exons. Bases 100 to 1233 code for a protein of 377 amino acids.
UGGAUUCAAUAAGUACUAUUCGAUCGCUCGUCGGAAGCAGACCAGAAACCCGCUUAAUCUUAUAACCGUAGCACUGUGAAAUUGUAGAGUUGCCAAAAAAUGUACACCAAACUGUGUGUCUUCCUUUUGGCCGUCGGCAUCACCCAGGCCGUCGCCGUUCCACAUCGUGCCUUGCAGUUUGCCUAUCCACAGACAAACUUUAUUCAAUAUCUGCAAUCCCGCGACUUGACGAGCGAUCCAUCCCACAAGCUUGAAUGUUUAAACUACUACAUGGAACAGAUUAGUCAAGUGGCUGACCAGUUCAGCGAAAAUUAUAAUGCCUGCGUCAAGGAGGCUGAACUUGAGAAACAGUCGAUUGACGACAAAACUAGUGAGGACCGCACCAGGAUCAAUCAAUCUGCCACCGACUCUUGCGAGUUGCUACAGAGCUGUAGUACCAUCGAAACUUCCAUCGAUUUCUUCUCAUGCUACUCCGAAGCUGGUUCCGAAAAUGCAAAAAAUAUGUACACGAUCUCGGCCAAUGCUUCCGAGCUGCAAGCUUACGUUGUGGAACAGGUCCGCCUGAUCGAAGUGAACGAGUACGUCUGCACUAACAAGUCUGAGCGCACCUACGUCCAAGACACGGCAGCUGUUUAUGAGCAAAUGAACCUUUGCUUUGAAGGUGGCCCUCUUCCAUCAGAAACAACUGCUGCUCCUGCUGAGUCCACUGCGGCACCUCCUGAGACUACUGCUGCACCUGCCGAAUCCACUGCAGCUCCUGCCGAGUCCACUGCUGCUCCUGCGGAAUCCACUGCUGCACCUGCUGAGUCCACUGCUGCUCCCGCGGAAUCCACUGCUGCUCCAGCUGAGUCCACUGCUGCUCCCGCGGAAUCCACUGCUGCUCCCGCGGAAUCCACUGCUGCUCCAGCUGAGUCCACUGCUGCUCCAGCUGAGUCCACGGCUGCACCUGCCGAGUCCACUGCUGCUCCUGCCGAGUCUACUGCCGCUCCUGCCGAGUCCACUGCCGCUCCAGCGGAAUCCACUGCUGCUCCAGCAGAAUCUACUGCCGCUCCAGCGGAAUCCACGGCCGCUCCAGCAGAAUCGACUGCCGCUCCAGCAGAGCCCACCGAUGCCCCUGCAGACAAGGAAAAAGCCCCCGAAGAGGACUUGAGCGAAUUCUCCAGCUCCCAGGAGAGUCAAAACCUUCAGAAUAUUAUUCAGAACCUGCAGAAAUGGCUCAAGAAUCGAGUUUAAGCUUUAAAACUAAGAAAACCAAAGAUCAUAUCUACACUAUUUAUCAACUAAACGAAACGAUAUGCAAUUGUGUUUUUGUUUACGAAAAAAAAAAAUGAAUAUAUUAGCCCCUCAAUAAAAAGAAAAUAUUUUAAAACCGAAAAA